This is a messenger RNA of Staurois parvus, 3336 nucleotides long. NCBI's taxonomy places the organism in Eukaryota, Metazoa, Chordata, Amphibia, Anura, Ranidae. The record is from the annotation of a GenBank genome assembly.
AUGGCAAUUGUGGACACAGUCCGGAUCACAGCUCUGGAGAUGGAGAAGUAUUACAGCCUGCAGCAGGCUGCCUCCCGCCUGGACUCCCUGCUAGAAGACACGACAGCCCCCAUCUGUGCCAGGGACAUCACUGAUCUGCUGAUGAAAGAACUUGCUUUUCUAUCAGGUGGUCGGGGGAAGGAUAACGGCUGGAUCAUCACAUUUCCUGAAAACACCACGUUCAACGAAGUUCCCGAGGGCCUGCUAAAAACUGUUUUAACUUAUCUGACCUCCAUUCCAAGUAAACAUGAGAAUGAUGUAAAAUUCAUAAUCGUAUUGGACAGAAGAAUGGAUACAUGGACGUCUGUAAAACUGACUCUCCAGAAAUUAGCUCAUUCAUUUCCUGGAAACCUUCAUCUAGUUUUGGUCUUAAGGCCAUCGGGAUUUUUCCAGCGCACCUUCACUGACAUUGGAUUCCGGUUCAGUCAAGAGGACUUCAUUCUCAAGCUCCCGGUGGUUAUGCUUAGUUCUGCAUCGGACUUGUUAAAGUACAUCGAUGAAAAGCAGCUGACACCAGAAUUCGGGGGCACACUUGAAUACCGACAUAGGGAUUGGGUUGUCUUUCGAACGGCCAUUGAAGGUUUUGCGUUGACAGUGAAGGAAAUUGCCCAGAUGCUGCAGUCCUUCGGUACAGAAUUGGCUGAGACAGAAUUACCCAGCGACAUAUAUUCAAUUGAACACAUUCUAGCAAACCGCACAGAAAAAUACUGCCAGUUGAAGAAAGACAUCACUUCUGUAAUGAGAGAAGGGGGUUUAUUACUGAACAGUUUUGAAGGACAAAGCACAAGUUUAGUCAGCGGACAGCAAGUUUGUGAAAAACCUGGAGACUGGGAUACUGUGAACAGGCUUUUAGCACAACUACAUGAGAUGGAAUGUGCAUUUGAUGGAUUUUGGGAGAAACACCAGCAGAAAAUAGAACAAUAUUUAGAGCUGUUGAAGUUUGAACAGCAGUUUGAAGAGCUGAAGAGCACCAUUGAAUUUUUGAUGGUACAACAAGCCGGUCUUUCAGAUACAGGAGAGAAUUUAUCUGAUGUCAGACAACGCAUCAUGGAAUUAAAUAAUAUUGAUGAAAGAGCACAGGAUUUAACAGCAAGGUCCCAGCUGGUGAUACUACAUGGCCACCAGUUAGCAGCAAAUCAUCACUAUGCACUUAAUUUAAUCUGUCAGCAAUGCAACGAGUUAAGGCAUGCAUCAGACGUUUUAUUGGAGGAGAUAAGAAGGAAACAUUCACGUCUCUCUACUACACAAGAUCUCCAUGAUCAGUUACAGCAGGCUCUAGAAUGCUGUGACCAAGGGGCGUACUUUCUAGCUAACCAGCAAAUGGACAAGUGCCAGUCUAGAGAAGGUGCACAGAAAGCUUUACAAGAUGUAGAUACGUUUCUGGAAAGCUGCACACUCGGUUUUGACCCACAAAGCCUGAAGCAUAACUAUGAGGCCAUUCUAACGGAUGAACUAAAGGCUCAGAUUGAGGCUGUUCACAUGAAGAUGGAAAACAUGCGAGAUUUGUUUGAAAACCGGCAGGCCAGCCUAAAGAAGUUGGCUGACAAGCAAGUACGUCCAGUGCAGUUAGUGGCUCCUCGACCUGAGAAUCCCCCCAGAUCAAAGUCUCCCCUGUUCUCCCCAAAGCAUGGUAUGGAUUUCAAUUCAAGUCUCAAGUUCUCAUUUGACAUAACGUUGCCAGGGAAACGGACCACACGGAAAAUGCAAACUUCUCGUAAGAUUGAGGUGAUGCAUGACUAUCAAGAAAAAAGAAAUUCCUUACAAUUUUUUAUAUCAGAAAGUGAAGACAGUUUAGACAUACUUAAAGGGCAUGUUAUCCAUGAGCUCAUAGAGACUGAACGGAUCUAUGUGGAAGAACUUUACACUAUUUUACUGGGGUAUAGAUCUGAGAUGGAAAAUCCAGCAAUGAUCCGACUAAUGCCACCUUCUUUGAGGAAUACAAAGAAUAUUCUGUUUGGAAAUAUGCCAGAAAUAUAUGAGUUCCACAACAAAAUAUUUCUACUGAGCCUCGAAAGCUGCAUUGAAGCACCAGAAAGAGUGGGGUUCUGUUUUUUAGAAAGGAGAGAAGACUUUCAGAUGUAUGAAAAGUACUGCCAGAAUAAACCUCGAUCAGAUUCUCUCUGGAGACAGUUUGCAGACAGUGCUUUCUUUCAGGAAUGUCAGAGAAAAUUGGAGCACAAACUUGCUUUAGAUUCAUAUCUACUUAAGCCAAUACAACGCCUAACCAAAUACCAGCUGUUACUUAAGGAAUUAUUGAAGUAUAGCAUUAAUUCAGAUGGAGUCCAGGAAUUACAAGAAGCAUUAGUGUCUAUGCUGGAUUUAUUAAAAUCUGUAAAUGAUUCCAUGCACCAGAUUGCAAUUACAGGAUAUAACGGAGACAUAAACGAUCUGGGCCGAAUACUUAUGCAGGGUUCCUUCAGUGUGUGGAUCGCCCAUAAAAAAGGAUCCACAAAAAUGAAGGAACUUGCUCGUUUUAAACCAAUGCAGAGACAUCUGUUCCUUUAUGAAAGGGCGUUAGUGUUCUGUAAAAGGAGGGAGGAACAUGGCGAUGGACAUGAUAAAACUCCGUCUUACAGCUUCAAGCACUUUCUAAAGAUGAAUGCGGUUGGCAUCACAGAAAAUGUGAAGGGGGAUAAUCGCAAGUUUGAAAUUUGGUACAGUGGACGAGAAGAGGUUUAUGUUGUACAGGCUCAGACUGCAGAACAGAAGGCAGCAUGGUUGAAUGAAAUCAGGAAGAUACUGACCAAGCAAGGGGAACUUAUGAAAGUAGAGAAACAGAAACAGAACUCGUUCUCAGACCAGGUUGUGCUGUCACCACAAAUCAGUGAGGGAAAAUUACAGAGGGUGUCAGUAAGCUCUGAGGAAAAUGACUCUGAGAAUAACAGUCCUGUUACACUGGAGAGCUUAAAUAUCUCACCUCAGCAUAAACCACACAAAGGUUGGAGUGGAAUGUCCCAGUCUUUAGAGAUCUGUGAAGGACUUGAAGGCUGGUCCAGCUCAUGUGCUUGUUCUGACACAGAAGAGGAGGACACAGUGCAGUUGUCACCUGGUAGAUACAAAGCACUGGCUGACUGCAAGAAGAGGGGAUCUGAUGAUGUACUGGUGAGAAAUGGGGAUGUCAUCCAACUAUUGCAGGAAGAUGCUGAGGGAAAAUGGUUUGUGAAGAAUUUGAACAGAAAAAAAGAAGGUUGGAUUCAUGGAAACAACUUACAAAUAAUCAUUGGUGAAUGCAGGAUCCGAGCAUCAAAAUUAACAGAUGCUGCCCUGUGUACCACAAGAAAGCUAAGUUCUCCGUAG